UUCACUUUUUUGCCCACAGCAGUGGAGCCAUCUUGCACAGCGUCUCCGCCGUGCAUAUCCCUUGAAAAGGGGACGUUCCUUUUUGGUGAAACAUACUGACAACUUAUUAAAAGUCACAUUUGGAGAUUCUCUAUAGGAGCGGCUAACGUAGCCGCACAAACAAACCGUCUGGGAUGCGCUAUUUGCCGAAAACUUUUGGAGACCGUGGUGGUUGUUUACUGCUGGUAACGAAUCCUCUGGAAUGACAGUUGAGGCCAUUUGGACCGCCUUUUACGCCGCUGAACAGCCAAUCACAGCCCAGCUAACGAUACUCCGAAGUUGUUGAGCGCAUGCGCACGUCACUUGGAAGAAGCACGCUAGCAGGGGAGAUGAGUAGAUGCGCCCGAGCCUAGCCCCGUCACUUUCGUCAUUAUUUCUGCUCCGAACAAGUUGGAAGUGCAUGGGGUGUCAACACAACGAGACGCCCCCAUGGUUAGUCGGCGGACUUUGCCACGGGACACGAGGCUGGCAAAACACUCAUUAUCGGUGUUGCUGUGACUGACUUGACUCGUCAGGAGGAAGCGGGCUCAUACUCUGCGCAGACAUUCAAUGACCAACUAUGAACUGUCAGACUUCAGGAAGUACUGUACCUCCCGCGGGGACUACGGUGGCGAGUUGUAAUAACAACUGUCCCGUGACAUCUGUCACUAGCAGCGGACCCGUGCUGUCCAAGGGGUCGAGCGCUGCCAUCGUGGCUCCCUUGUCAAACACCGUCAUCCAGACGCCUCUCCCCAGCUCGCAAGGUGUCAUCGCCUCAGCUCCCACCGUGACCCUCGUCAGGCCUCCUAUGCAAAGCGGGCAGUUGGGUCCAACGUUGAACGGAAACAGUGAUGGGAUACGCGCGGUAGCGCCUGCGAUCAAGGCAGAGUCCACCGCCACCAACAUGCAGGCUUCAUCGCAGCAGACUGUCACUUCGGACGCUGCUGGUGCCCCCCCAGCGGCUGGUCCAGGUGGGAUCCAAACACUGACGCAACAGAUAUUGUCGCCUAGGCUCCCGCUGACAUCCACCGGGCAGCCCAGCGUACAUAACAUCCAGCUUCCUCCUGGGAUGGUGCUCGUGCGCAGUGAGGCUGGGCAGCUGUUGAUGAUUCCUCAACAGGCGCUGGCCCAGAUGCAGGCACAGGCACUAGGUGGCAUGGCACCCCGAACUGCAACACCAAACAUGCCUCCAGGCCAGGUUCCUGGGAACAGCAUCAUCAGCAGACAAACAUCUCCGAGCAGCAUUAUCCGACCGGGUUGUACAAAUGCAGCAUCGUUGCCUUCCACCACUACUCUUCAUAGACCUCCUGUCCUUCAGAGUUCAGUGGGGACGGCAAUACCAGGAAUGGCCCCGAGAAGCCAAACAGCCGGGACCACAGUUACGUCAGUUACAAUGAGUAAGGAAACAAUGGAGAAUGUGAACAAAUGUAGGAACUUCUUGUCUACACUGAUAAAACUGACUUGCACUGGCAAGCGAUUAGCCGAGGCUGCCAAUGUGAAGCAGCUAGUUAAAGACCUGCUGGAGAAUAAACUGGAAGCUGCGGAAUUCACCAGCAGACUCUAUAAAGAGCUCAACUCAUCGCCCCAACCGUACCUUGUGCCUUUUCUUGAGAAAAAUCUUCCCGCCUUGCGGCAGCUUACCCCCGACUCGGCAGCCUUCAUCCAGCAGAGUCAGCUCGCCCAGCCGGCCUCCGCUUCUGUCUUGUCCCCCUCACCGAGUCCCACCGCCGUUGUCCUGAGUAGCCCGGCUCCUCGCCUCGCCGCUCAAAUCACCCGACCCCAGCUUCAGCCAAAUGUUAGCAAGCCCGGACAGACGCCGUCACUUGUGCUGCAAACUCAGCAGCAAAGAGCAAUGCUGAGACCUCAGGUCCCUUUAGCCGUGUCCUCUAUGGUCAAUCUCAGGAAUCAGGCCCCAGGCCGCAUCGUACUGGGACAGCCGCAGGUCCAGCUCAAAGAGCUGCAGCCAUUUCCUGUGAAGUCGGAGGUGCCAGCUGUUUCUCGACCAAGCGCGGCCACAGUCCUGACUCUGGCUCAAAAGAAUAGGUUGAAAGAAGCCGGCGGUACUUUCAAAGACGACGACGACAUCAACGAUGUGGCCUCCAUGGCUGGAGUCAACCUGUCGGAGGAAAGCGCCAACAUCCUCGCAACCAAUUCCGGACUGGUAGGAGCAGUGACACAUUCCUGCAAGGAUGAGGCCUUUCUCUCCUGCUCUGUGUUACAGAGGAGAAUGCUGGAAAUUGGCCGCCGGCAUGGAGUGACGGACUUCGGACUGGAGGUGAUCAAUUACGUCUCGCAUGCUACUCAGCAGCGACUACGCGAUCUGCUGGAGAGCGUUUCCCUCGUGGCUCAGCAGAAGAAUGGCAAUUUCAAGGAGGAGGACAACCACGAACAGAGCAGUGAUGUUCGUUCUCAGUUGAAGUUCUUUGAGCAGCUGGAGCAGUUAGAGAAACAGCGGAAGGAAGAACAGGAGAGAGAGAUUCUCUUGAAGGCAGCUAAGUCUCGAGCCCGUCAAGAAGACCCAGAGCAGCUCCGUCUGAAACAGAAAGCAAAAGAGAUGCAGCAGCAGGAGCUGGCUCAGAUGAGACAGCGGGAGGCCAAUUUGACCGCCUUGGCAGCCAUUGGCCCGAGAAAGAAGAGGAAGAUUCCGGAUUUACCGUCGUCCACUGCUCUCUCGGAGGGAUCAGGCGGCAAUCUUUCCGGGGGUGCCGGUUCAUCAGGCUCCAGGCCUACGCGGCAGCGCAUCACGCGUGUCAAUCUCAGGGACUUGCUCUUCUGUUUGGAGAACGAGAGAUUUACCAGUCGCUCCAACUUCCUCUACAAAGGCUUUUUGAAAUAGCCUAGGAGAGGAGGGAGAGUCGCGUUUGCGCGGAGAGAGCAACCCCUCCCGGCACGCUGAGAGCAUUCAAGGCUCCCCAAAAAGAAAAUUUGUUUUCCCACAGAUGUAGGACCUCAAACAUCAAAGUAACUGUAACUAGAUAGAAUCACCUCUCUACCUCCCCCCCACUCACUAAAGGUGUGUUUACGCACCCUCUGGUUUAUUAAUGAGUUUUCUGAAGUGUAUUGAUUUUCAACUUAUGCAAAUAUGCACUCUCACUAGUUUUAUUUUCUUGUUCCCUGUCUGUAUGUGCAUUACUAUAUGAAGCACUGAAAAGAACAAUAUUUCUUCACGCAGACUCCACACAUCUAUUUUAAAUCGAAAUCUUAUUUUUAUGUGAAUUAGUAAAUGUAAUUGACAGAGUGUGACCUACUGAAUUGCCUUCCUAACUCAAAGCCAUGUAGCGUACUCUGCUGUAACCCCUAAACAUCUGGCUCCUCAUUACUCAUAUACUGGAUUUUAGUUGACACAUAUAUAUUUAUUUCCCAAAUUUAUUGCUAAAAAUGUAGUUAUUUAUUUAAUUUUAUUUGAUGCAUCGUGUGUCAUGUAAGUUAAUUAUUCUUCUUUUAACUCUGAAGGUGUGUAGAUUUCUGCAUGUGAAGAGUGCUUCUAUUCUAAUAAGUUUUGUCUUGAUUUUAAAAUAACUCCAAAGUGGAAGUCUAUUGAAUUUUAUUUGUUUGUUUGUUUAGUUGCCCACACGUCACUCUUGUACUCUUUGUCAUAGAUUUUGCAGUUAUUUCGCUACAUGAAUAUAUUUUGUUCUUUUCAGCCCCUUUAACUUUUAGCAUCUAUGAUUGAGAAAAGGUGUAUAUUUGUAAAUGUUGCAUCUUAACUUUUACACAUUUAUAAUAGCUGCGAGAAUGUAACCAUAUAAUAAAACAAAUGUUUUCUCAAAUGAACAUUUUGAAUAAAUUAACAUUUUGCACUAA
Messenger RNA from Syngnathus acus (greater pipefish), 3822 nucleotides. It is a transcript of the gene taf4, whose product is annotated as TAF4A RNA polymerase II, TATA box binding protein (TBP)-associated factor. Lineage: Eukaryota; Metazoa; Chordata; Actinopteri; Syngnathiformes; Syngnathidae. Gene Ontology annotation, molecular function: RNA polymerase II general transcription initiation factor activity; protein heterodimerization activity; DNA binding. The transcript has 16 exons. Gene Ontology annotation, cellular component: transcription factor TFIID complex. The record is from RefSeq and is a predicted model, not a curated record. Bases 599 to 2854 code for a protein of 751 amino acids. Gene Ontology annotation, biological process: transcription initiation at RNA polymerase II promoter; DNA-templated transcription.